Molecule: messenger RNA, 828 nt
Organism: Pseudogymnoascus destructans
Lineage: Eukaryota; Fungi; Ascomycota; Leotiomycetes; Thelebolales; Thelebolaceae
Exons: 6
Coding region: 139-828 (229 amino acids)
Source: RefSeq, a predicted model, not a curated record
CCUUGGUUACUCUCCGAUCUACACAUUCUUCUUCCCUUUUGAGCCUUUACCUCUUCACUAGGACUUCAACUAAGUUUAUUAUCUUGAUUCUAUAGCCAGAACUUCUGGAGAUCUCUGCUAAUCACGUGUUUAGUUAGUAUGGCGAAACUCAAGGCACAUGAAGAACUCUCCACUAAUGCGAAUACUAUCAAAGCUCGCAACUGCGUCUCCAACCUUACUGAAGAUGAGAAGGCUGUUCACUUAGCACUCAAGGCUGACCAUGCUGAUCUGAGCUACUACUUAAAGAAGUUAUAUAAGUCUGCAAAGUACAAGACACGUCUACAGAAUGAAUUGAAGGUUGAGCGUAUUUGUGUUCGGACUGAGAAGGGUACCCAUGCAUCUUGCAUUGCGAAUCAGAAAGUCAAGAAUAUUAGCGCCUCUUCUUCUCCACAAGCCCCACCAUCUACUCCGCCCAAACAACUUCUGUCUGAGCUUGCUGCAUUUGAGGCGCGAGAUAUUUUAAAUGACGAGGCUGUUCUACCAGAUGAGCUUUCCGAUGAAGAGAUCACUAGCACCCAGGCUCUCUUAACUCAAGCGCACAUUGAUGCCCAUGAAGAGUCCAAUUUCCGCAAGUGGCAACAUUUCUGGGAUAGCUGUAUCCACUCAUAUACGAGAAAGGCUGGAAAGCUGAGAAAGAAGCCUGAGCGUCUCUUUGAGUAUAUGCCGUGGAUUGAUGUAGAGGAAGGCUUCAAAGAGGCGUUCUUACUUGUCUACUCUAAGAAGUUUGAUAAGGAAAAGUGGGCUAAGGUAUCAGCUGCACAGGAUAUGUUGUUCCUGGAGCUAGAGUAG